Messenger RNA from Cokeromyces recurvatus, 180 nucleotides. RefSeq lists its product as uncharacterized. The annotation marks the transcript as partial. The record is from RefSeq and is a predicted model, not a curated record. Lineage: Eukaryota; Fungi; Mucoromycota; Mucoromycetes; Mucorales; Mucoraceae. The transcript has a single exon. Gene Ontology annotation, molecular function: nucleic acid binding.
UGUAUUUACCUCCAUAUAUUUACUAGUGAAUUGAAUGCAAUUGAGAAUUUCUGGGCUCUUUUAAGAAGGAAGAUGAAGCGCGAGAAUCUGAUGGUUGAAGAAAAUUUAUCCGAGAGAAUCGCUGAUGCUUGCAACAAUGUACGUGUUAGUGAUCUUCAUGGAUUUCGUAGCCGCUUUUAG